Messenger RNA from Aureobasidium musti, 1002 nucleotides. The record is from the annotation of a GenBank genome assembly. Lineage: Eukaryota; Fungi; Ascomycota; Dothideomycetes; Dothideales; Saccotheciaceae.
AUGAUUCUCAAACACAUCCUUACGCUCUUCUCUCUCUCAUCUCCCAUCCUCGCAUUGUCUUCACCUCCAACCUAUCCAAACACCACCACUCCCUCCUUCCAAACCCCCAACUUCACUCUCAACGAACUCUACAACCUAACAAACCGCUUCCUCCAAAACCACAUGUACCNNCCCCUCAACAUCGCCCAAUCCCUAUCCAUAAACUCAUCUCUCCUAUCCUCCGACAUCCUCGGUCGUGUAGAUGCCACCCGCGACUACGCAGGCCGCGAACUAAACACCGAAUACCUGUUUGGAUUGUUUGCCAACAUCGCUUUGAAUCCUGAUGCCUUUACGCUUCUCGGAUAUCCUGUAAACUAUACGUUUACGAGGUUUUUGGGAAGUGGGAAUGUGGUUAGUUUUGCGGCUGUGGUGGAGUAUAUGUUGCCGGUUACAAAGACGACGAUACCCCAAGAGUUGGACUUUUGGGUUACGUUUAAUGAGAAAGGGGAGAUUUCGCAGUAUGAUGNNGGUGAGUGUGUCUCCAUCCUUGCCAUUUUAGACCUCUGUCUUGCGAGUCAAAGAAAGACACUGAUGCAGAAUAGUAACUUCCGCUACCUCCAAUGGCAACUAAACAGCACAAUCGCCAGCGUAGCCAGCUUCCUAAACCUCUCUUCCUCCACCUCCAUCAUCCCUCUCCUCCACCAAAAACUAUCCCAAAGCAUUUGCGCCACAGCAACCCAAUUCUGCAACGGCACAAACCUCCAAUAUGCAAACCAAACAGCUUGUGAGGAUUACUUGUUCACAAAAACAAGGUUUGGAGAAGGUUGGGAGUGGGGCAUGGAUACUGUGUCUUGUCGUAUGAAUAUGGUACCGCUUCGUCCGGAUGUGCAUUGUGCACACAUUGGUCCUUCGGGUGGAGGUAUGUGUGUAGAUGACCGCACGUACGUCGGCAACCUCGAAGAAAACUACUUUGUCAAUUCGCCUUUCCUGGCUCCUGGGCUUGCUGGUGGUGUGUUUACUUAA